UGUGUGUGUGUGUGUGUCAGAGGGAGGUUCCAAUAUGUGAGGAGGAAGAAGGCAUAUAGCUUUUUUUGUGUGUAAGUGAGAGCAACUGAGUGGAUCUGCUGCACUGAAGGACAAGAGAACAUCUCACACACAUACACUCUCUCUCUCUCUCUUACACACACACACACACACACACACACACACAUGCAGAAGAGUGUGUGUCCAAUGCUCGUGUGUUUGUUGCUGUGACGAUGGACUCUCAGCACCGAGCAGCACUGGACAUCUCCACCAAAAACCCACAAGAUGACUUCGAGAUGCUGCUGCGGGUCGGAGGAGGGACGUAUGGAGAAGUGUACAAGGCCCGGAACAAGCAGACAGGAGAACUGGCUGCCAUAAAGAUAAUCAAGAUGGAACCUGAGGAUGAUUUCUCAGUGAUCCAGCAGGAAAUCAUGAUGGUGAAGACCUGUAAGCACAGCAACAUCGUGGCCUACUAUGGCAGCUACAUCAGGUCAAAUAAACUCUGGAUCUGUAUGGAGUACUGUGGAGGGGGCUCCUUACAGGAUAUCUACCAUGUAACUGGCCCUCUUUCAGAACCACAGAUUGCAUAUGUAUGUCGUGAGAUGCUACAGGGUUUAGAUUACCUGCAUGGCCAGAAGAAGAUACACAGAGACAUCAAGGGUGCCAAUAUUCUCCUGAACGACAAUGGUGAAGUCAAAUUAGCGGAUUUCGGAAUCUCAGCACAGAUCACAGCAACGUUUGCACGUCGAAUGUCUUUCAUAGGGACUCCAUAUUGGAUGGCACCUGAGGUGGCAGCAGUGGAGAUUAAAGGAGGUUAUAAUGAGCUGUGUGACAUUUGGUCAGUUGGAAUCACAGCCAUUGAACUUGCAGAGCUUCAGCCUCCGCUGUUUGAUGUUCAUCCGCUCAGGGUUCUCUUUCUCAUGUCCAAGAGCGGAUACCAACCUCCCAAACUCAAAGACAAGGCUAAGUGGUCACCUAUGUUUUAUAAUUUUGUAAAGGCAAUGCUCAUCAGAAACCCAAAGAAGAGACCAAGCGCCAAGAAGAUGCUCACACAUAUGUUCGUGAUUCAGCCGUCUUUGAGGCGAGACUUAACCCUUGAACUGCUGGAUAAACUCCGGCAUCCUGAGAAACUCAAAGAGUGUUUACAACAAGAUGAUGAUGACAUAGAGAUGGCAGUGCCAAAUUCUCUGAGACGGAUUCACUCCAUCAACCGACACAACCGGGCCGAGAGGACAAACUCAGACAUUAGCUUGAAUCAGAUCUACACACAGCGACCAAUGAGCCAAAAACAAGAGUCACCAGACACAACAUUACAGGAGUCAGGGAGAUGUCAGUGGUUGGGUUCUCCAGAUGCACAACUCAAAAGUCCGUCCAGAACGGACAGCACAGACACUGAUGACGACUACGAUGAUGUGGAAAUCCCUUUUAAUCAGUUCAGUAGUAAUACACUUCCAGCUGAUGAUGUUCCUCCUCCACUUCCUCCGAAGCCUAAGAUGCGCAGCAGUUCAGAAGAGAGUGUGACUGCAGAGGAUGAGCGAACGAAGGUUCAGGGUCUCUACAUUCCGUCUCCACUUUUGAGAACCAGCAGUGGGACACACACACGCAGUCAUCCUGUGCCACGGCCACGCUCCGUCCGUAAUGUCAACUCGGACCCUUCCACAUUUUCUGGCUUCAGGACAGACAUCUCAGCAGAUAAGCCACCUGUAUUACCGCCCAAAUCAGACAGGAGGCGCCGACAGCCUGUUAAGGGACCGCCUGAUCCAGUACAGAGGAAGCCACCAAUGUUCUUUAAAAAGGUUUUUAACGGCUGCCCUUUAAAAGUUAACUGCUCUACAAAGUGGGAUCACCCCACCACCAAAGACCACCACUUGAUCCUAGGUGCCGAUGAAGGGAUCUUCACAUUAAAUCUGAACAGCGCGGAGGCCACGCUUGAGCUGCUUUUUCCCGGGAAGUGCAUAUGGGUGUACACCAUCAGCAACGUCUUAAUGUCCAUAUCAGGAAAGUCCUCCCAGCUACAUUCCCAUUCUCUCAAGGAAUUGUACGAGCAAGCUAGAAAAGAACAUCGUGUGGCACUCCCAACACACAGAUUGAUACCCAGGAAGUUUGCCAUCACCACAAAGAUCCCGGACACCAAGGGAUGCCGAGCAUGCUCAGUGGUCCAUAAUGUUCAGCGAGGGUGUGUGUUCUUGUGUGGUGCUUUGGAGUCCAGAGUGGUUCUGCUACAGUGGUACGAGCCCAUGCAGAAGUUCAUGCUCAUAAAGGACUUUGACUUCCCGCUGCCAUCCCCCCUGCGCGUGUUUGAAAUGUUGAUCAUUCCUGAUCAGGAAUACCCACUGGUAUGUAUCGGGAUCGGCCGAGGAGCGAACUCUGCACAGCCUGUUCACCUGGAGAUCAUCAACCUCAACUCCAACACAUCCUGGUUCACCAGCACUGGCAUCGAGAACCGAAGUAUGGAGAGAGUUCAGGUGAUUCAGUUGGACCCAGAAACACUCCUUGUUCUUAUUGAGAAUACAGUGCUCAUGGUGAACACGGAAGGGACACUGAAGAGCUCCAGGAAACUGCAGACAGAAUUCAACUUCCAUUUGGAGGUAGAAUCAGUAGUGUAUUUUGAGGACACGUUGUUGGCUCUGUGGAAACAUGGUUGGCAGAGGAGAAGUGAAUGCUUCUCAGAAACCCUGCAGGAGUUCAGUGACCCUAGGAAAAUAUUCCGGCUUGUUGGGUCAGACAGGCUGGUUGUGUUGGAGACGCGGCUGAGUGAGGACCAAACAGGACUCUGUAAUCUGUAUGUCCUGGAGAUUGCUGAGAAUUUCGUCCUUAUUUCAUGAAAACACACACAUGCACACACAUACACACAUAUGCACAUUCAUAAGCACACACACACACACACACACACACUUUGCAUAAAAGAAAACCAUGAAUACAAAAGUGGAAAACUGUACGUGCACCAUAAACACACAUCUCUUCCAUUACGUCUGCUGUGUGUAUCCCAAACAAAACAAGACUUUUUAUCACUUUGACAUGUGUGUGUGUGUGUGUGUGUGUGUGUGUAUACAGUAUUCUGCAAAUUAAACACUUAACACCA
Molecule: messenger RNA, 3079 nt
Organism: Neoarius graeffei (lesser salmon catfish)
Lineage: Eukaryota; Metazoa; Chordata; Actinopteri; Siluriformes; Ariidae
Product: mitogen-activated protein kinase kinase kinase kinase 5-like
Exons: 32
Coding region: 231-2822 (863 amino acids)
Biological process (GO): protein phosphorylation
Molecular function (GO): MAP kinase kinase kinase kinase activity; ATP binding
Source: RefSeq, a predicted model, not a curated record